Hermetia illucens (black soldier fly) is the source of this 1117-nucleotide messenger RNA. RefSeq lists its product as uncharacterized. The record is from RefSeq and is a predicted model, not a curated record. The coding region runs from base 113 to 1090 and encodes 325 amino acids. NCBI's taxonomy places the organism in Eukaryota, Metazoa, Arthropoda, Insecta, Diptera, Stratiomyidae. The transcript is spliced from 3 exons.
UCAUAAAGUAGGCUCUUACUCCCCGUACUGCCCAUUUUUAUUUCAUUUUGACACAUUUCUAUAGUUUUUUCCUGAUUUAUUUCUUACCCUUCUAAUAUUCAAGAUACUAUAAAUGGUUGAUAGCGCAGAGUCCUUCAUAUACACGCCAUCCCUGAGCUAUUUGCGUCCAGGAAUAAAUUAUCUCCCAGUUUUUGAAUCAGCCCUGCUAAGUAGUGCAUUGUACCAGUCCUUAGAAAUGUUGAAACUAGCGACACUGGAGAAUAUUAUCGAACAAUCCGAUUCCGUUUGCCUACAGCUACCACUGAGUAUUGGGAACUCGGAAAAAUCGAGUCCUAAUGCACCAGCAAAUCCCGAUUAUGACUAUGUUACUUCCAUCCUUUUGUCAAUUGAGUCGCAUUUUAGGCUGCUGGUUUGGGAAAUUGCUACCGUUCGAUCAAUAUCUAUGUUCAACACAGCAAUAGAGAAACUGGGGGAGCAGGUUCGGGAGAGACAAGCGCUGGAAAAAACAGUCGUGAGGAAGGAUCUUGAGAGAAUUUUAAAGUUCAGACAGCGGUCAUUGCAUGUGCUUGUUAAAAUGAUAUUUUACGAAAGAUUUCUGCAGAAUAAAGCCGAGGUGGAAACACACAAUUAUGCAAUUGAGAGCCGUUUGGUAAAAAACCGAUUGAAUGUUGCGGUUGAGAGUGCAAUCCAAAAGGCGGGAAAUAAAGAAAAUGCUUACUUUGACGAAAUCAGUCAUUACGAACUAUUAUUGAGGAAGGAGAAGAAUUUCCGAAACUACCUUGAAGCAAAUAAAACUAGAAUCAGUUUUUUGGAAAAUGAAAUAGAUUACUGGACAGAGCGAUACGAUACUGAAAUGGAGUCGAUUGAAACCAAAAAACAUGAAACUGAGGAUCAAAUUGACAAAAUAAUAAAAAAGAUUAUUUUUCAUAAGGACUUAUUUGAGAAGAGACAAGUGGAACUAGCGAACGAACGAGCUAGCCAUGCCAUCAAGCGUUGGAUAGAAUUUGUUCGAAAAAGGUCAGAAGGAAAAGUCACCGCAGCCAAAAGCAAGGAUAAAAAUAAAAAACCUAAAAAGAAAAAGCGAAAGUGAAACAUGUGAAUAAAACAACAUUGGGAA